Prosopis cineraria is the source of this 666-nucleotide messenger RNA. RefSeq lists its product as uncharacterized. Lineage: Eukaryota; Viridiplantae; Streptophyta; Magnoliopsida; Fabales; Fabaceae. The record is from RefSeq and is a predicted model, not a curated record. Bases 1 to 666 code for a protein of 221 amino acids. The transcript has a single exon.
AUGACGGUGGAAAACUCAAGAUCUUAUCUUGGACUCCCUAUCUCGUGGGGUCGAUCAAAAGUGGCAGCACUUGCUUAUGUGAGGGAUAAAGUCGGAAAGAAAGUUCAUAUUUGGAAGAGAAAAUUUUUAUCGUUUGUUGGCUAUGAAAUUAUGAUUAAGUCAGUAAUUAAUGCUAUCCCUAUUUUUCUCAUGUAUUGUUUCAAAUUCCCUAAGAGGACUCGUGCUGAACUUAAUAGCCUUGUUGCUAACUUCUUUUGGGGACAAUUUGAUUUUAGAAACAGCAUUCAUUGGAGGGCAGGGGACAAACUUUGUGCUUCUAAACAUCAAGGAGGGAUUGACUUUCGGGAUUUCAUGAACUUCAAUGAUGCAUUGCUUGCUCAGAUGGUGUGGCGUUUGCUGAAUAACCCUCGUCAACAAUGGGUUCAAGCGCUCAAGGCAAUUCACUUCCUAUCUUGUUCUUUUUUGCAAGCAAGUCAUGGUUCUAAAGCUUCUUGGGCAUGGAGCAGCAUCUUGGCUAGGAGAGAAAUGCUACUUAAGGAUACUUGCUAUAGGGUGGGAUCUGGACAUGGCAUUAGGGUCCAGACUGAUCCUUGGAUACUAGGUUUGCCAAGUUUUAAAGCUUCUUAUUCGGAAGGUGUUCCUGUCGACAAACAUGGAAGUAGUUGA